UUGUGGUCUCAGUCCUACCCGAUGAUCGGUCUAUGAGCUCUGAGCUCGCUCCGUAAUAGGGAUGGUUGGGUGGGUGACUAGCAGACGACCGUGGUGAAAAAAAUUAGUGGUAGUGCCGCAAGCGCGUCACACUCGCUGUGACACACGGUUCGCCGGUGGGAGAGUUUCGGCGGCGGUGUACAGCACCCUGCCCUGCAUCAGAACGCCAUAGAGCGGCACCAUGCUGUACAUACUGUAAAUACGUACUACGUAGUACGGGACGUCCGCUGUGCUGUGUUGUGUUGUGUUGUGCUGCCAGACACGUUGCCUGAUCGUGUGGUGCAAGGCUGCCCCAACCCCCCACCCCGAUCCACGCUCCUCUCCCCACCAAGACGCCGUAACAUCGCAGCGCAGCGCACCACACACUACAGAAUCAGAAGGGCAGCAGACGACGCCUGAUGAUCCCCACCCGGCCUGACUGGCUCUCCCUGUACUCUGGCCCUACCCCUCUCUGCCUUGCUGCCCACCGCUGCCCUCGUGCCCCAGUGAUGCUGCUCCAGGUGACAGUGAGUGUGGUGCAUGAGUGAGGAUGAAUGAUGAAUUGACAGCCAGCACACACAGACAAGCACACUUCCAGCAUGUGCUCAGCAGGUGGUACCAGUGACACAAGUGGAGGAGGAGAUGGGAAGAAUGCAGCAGGAAAUGGUGGAGGAGGAGAGGAGGAAGUUUCUGGGGAUGCAAGGAAUGGACAGUCCCUAGGGCCUGAAGAGUACACUAGACUGGCACGGGAUGGCAUCCAGCUGAUGCUGAACAACCGGUUUACAGAGGCGGAGGAACUGUUCCGUCACCACACCCAAGACAAUCUCCACAUGGCCAUGGGAUACUGCUACCUCACUUUCAUGAAUGCUGUCAUGUCCUUCGAGGAGGAGAAGGUGAAUCACAGCAUGGAGACAUUGCGCAGCAUGGAGCGGAGGUGUGGUGGCAAUGACAAUGGUUGGCUCUCCUCCGUCAGGAAUAUUGUCUUGGGUUCCAGGAAUGGCCACGACCAGGGAGAUGAGCCAGGAGCACAGCUGGAGCAACAGGUUGUCUUGGCUGAUUGCCAGGUGUUGCUGGCCAUCCUUACCUUCUUACAGCAGGAAAUUGGCUCCUAUGUGAAGGGUGGGUGGGUCUUGCGAAAGGCCUGGAAGGUGUAUGAACACUCCUACAUGAAAGUCAAGAGGAUGUAUAGACAAACCUUUGGGGAAGCUCAGGAUAUGCCCAUGACACCUGGGGAUGACUGCCCUGGGUCACUGCAGUCCAGCUCUGAUCAGCUGCAGAGCCCUGGUUCCUGGUCUGUGGGGUCCACUGGGGUGCCUGGCCCUGCCCAAGAGGAAGAGACCAGCUCUUCACAUACCUCAGUUGGCCUGCGCCUCACUCUCUCCAAGUCUGUGCCUAACUUAAAAGGAUUCCUCAACUCAAACCACAGGCAAAAUUCCAAAAAGCCGCUGCCUCCUGAUAUGGUGGCUCGGCUCAUGGCUUCAGUCAGCUUUGGGUAUGGACUGUUCCAACUGUGUACAUCCCUCUUGCCUCCCUCUCUCUUGCGGCUGGUCAAUGUGCUGGGCCUGCAGGGGGACCGCUUGGCUGGCCUCUCUGCCCUCAUGUUCACCCGAAAGUCUCAUGACAUGCGUGCUCCCUUAGCUACUCUCACCCUGCUGUGGUAUCAUACUAUCGUGCGGCCAUUCUUUGCCUUGGAUGGAAGCAAGGUGAAAGCAGGUGUGGAAGCAGCCCACCUCCUCCUCCAAGAGGCCCAACAAAGCUACUCCCAGUCUGCCCUCUUCCUUUUCUUCAGGGGUCGAGUUCACAGGCUGCAAGGUGAUAUCACCACUGCCCUUGUGGCCUAUCGUGGGGCCCUCCAAGUGUCCCCUCAAAGGGAGCUGCAGCUACUUGCCUUGCACGAGGUGGCCUGGUGUCACUUACUGCAGCUUAACUGGGUCCAUGCCCAAGGUGCCUUUGCCAAUCUUAAAAGGGAGUCUCGCUGGUCCAAGAGUUUUUAUGCCUACAUCUCUGCUGUGUGUCUUGGAGCAGCAGGUCGGGAGGAGGAGUGCCAGCAGGGCCUGCAGGAGGUGCCCAGUCUAGUACGUCGCACUAACCAUGCACUGGAGGCCUUCCUUCUGCGCCGUGCUCUUAAGUCUAAGAAUACCACUGUGAAUAGAAACUAUUGUCUGCUGCGUGCCUAUGAGCUCCUCUACCUCUGGAAUGCUAUCUCUUCCUGCUCAACUCAACACCGUCUUCAAAUGGUGGAAGAGCUGCAAACCAUGGGCCAGUGUGAUGAGCUGGAAGGUUUACGACACCUAUUGCUGGCAGCCAUUCUAGACACAAUGGCCAACACUGAGGAGGCAAUGGAACACUUCAGACUCAGUGUGCAACAUGGCCUCCUCAACCCUGAUGAGAUGUGUGUGCCUGCCUUUGCACUGUAUGAGUUGGGUCUGCUACUGAGCAGCUCAGAAGAGACAUUACAGGAAGGAAAAAAGUGUUUGGAAGAUGUGCGAGACAACUACCAGGGAUACGACUUUGAGAAUCGCCUUAAUGUGAGAGUCCAUGCAGCCCUCAGAAGUCUUCCCUAGUGUGUGUGUGUGUGUGCGUGCAUGUGUGUGUACAUGUGUGUGAAAAUAUGUGCGUGUUGAUUUGUAUGUUCGUAUUGAUGCAGACCACUAGGGAAGCUACCUUGCGUCCAUGACUAUUAACCCUUUUACAGGAACACUAUUAGCUGUACUCUGCUAUUUUGUACUUAAAGGUGAGUGUAUUUUAUAGUAUGUAUGUGAUAAAAGAGAUGUUAAAAGCAAAAUAGACUACAGAAUAUGAAUAUAAUAUUAGUGCAUAAGAUGGAUGAAAAAUGUUAUGCACAUCAAAUGGACGAAGCAAGAUAACUGUAAUCAGAGGAGUCUUUGUACCAAGCAGACAAACAUUAUGCUUGGGUAGCAGAUUUUUUCUGUCCAUCAACACAGAAGUUGAAUUAUUGGCAGGGGUGUAGAGCUUGGAUUAAUUUGCUACUUCAUGCAUGGAUUAAUCGCUGUGAAUGCCAUGUACUCCUGUGUGAAAACUGUAGGUUAAUGCUCAGUGAACGCAGUAGAUAUUCCAUAACUUAGUUAUUACUGUGAAAAUGGACAAUCUUAGUACUAACGUCAUUACUUAUGAUCUUUCAUUGAUAGACCUCAGUUGCUCUCUAUUACAACAUACUUAAUUUGUUGGCAGUGAUGCUUAUAUAGUAUUUUAAGUUCCUAUGUUUCACUGCUUACUUUAUCGUAUCACAUACAAGCUAGACAUGAGUCACCUUGUGUCUACUGUCCAAGGUUAAAGUAAUGUUAUAUUUUACUUGAUAAUAUUCCAUAACUUUAAAUCUUAUUCAUGAAAUAUUUUUAGUCAGCACUUUCCUUGUUACACUGAUCUACGCAGCCCUCCAUUUUUCUCUUAUGAAGCAUUUAAUUUUCUUUUGAGUCUGUUAAACACAAUAUCUUGAAGCUAGUACAGUACUGUAGUCUGACUUGCUCUUUAGAUACAUACUGUAUUUGUAUUAGUACAUUAGAAGAAUUUAUGUUGAGUUUUCAUGACUAGUUACUGACAUAUUCACUAGGAAAUUUACAGAAAACUAAGGUUUAUUAAAUUAUUUUUCCUUUAGUAGUGGAAUAUACAAAUAUAAGUAUGUAAGUUCAUCUUUGAACAGGAUUUCUGAAGGUGUUCACUGAGAAAAGAUAGAUAAGCACUUUAAUUGCUAAGCCAAAGAAAAUAUUUAUUUCAACAAUAUAAAUGUUUUAUAAUGUAUACUAGAUAUGUGAGGCACUGGAGGUGUACUUGAGUGGUGAGUUAUUUACAUUACUCUUGAAAAGUCUGAAUGAUAGUAAACUGCCUACACUAAAAUGUUUAGGAUAAUUCGGGAAUUUAUUUUCAUAUUAUAUGAUAUUUAUGUGUGUAAAUUAAUUCACUCAAAAAAUUGCAAGAAGAGUGCAUGUCAUAAAUAUAGGGUAGAUACUAAUAUGUAAGAAAAAUUAAUGCAAAUUCUGCAAACUUGAUUCUGAUUUUCAGAGAUGAUGUUCUUAGAAUAUGAUUGCAAGCAGUAGCUAUAAAAAGAAAAAAAAAAUAGAUGCUUAAGCAUUAUAGCUGUUGAUCUGUACUGAGGAAAGGUAGCUGCCUUUGUGAAAUAAUUCAGUAUUGUGUGUAUGAGUGCAGCAGUCAAAGGGAAAAUUAGGCACUGUGAUGGUAUUGAUGGUGCAACCUUACACAGAUUUAUAGUCAAGAAUAAUAGGCACAGGUAGGCUGAAAAGAUACUGGUUUUCAUUGGAAACUUUCCUUUCAUCAAUUGUAUGAUUGUUAAAGUUUUGAAUAUUUUCCAUGGUUACAGAUUUACCCAUUUCUUAACUCUGGAUAGUUGAUAUGUUUACCUUAAUCUGAUCACAUGCAAAAGGAACUGUACAGAACUUUUAUCUUCCAAAGACAACACACAAGUAUUUUUUUUAUUUGCUUAUUCAUUUUUUAAGGAUAUAAGCAGCUUGUAUUAUGUACAGUACUUUACUUGUUGAAUAAGUUACAUAUUUUCCUUCUAUAAGAAUGUGAUUUGGUAUCAAGGUGCAUGUUGCAUAGAUGAAAAGGAAUUUUGUUAAAAAAAUAAUUUGUCCAGAACAUGAAAGCCAAUUUGUUAACACUGAAAAUUCAGUAUGAGGGAAAUGAGGAAGGGAAUUCUGACAUACUUCUAGCAAACAUUAUAUGAAGUGUGUAUUGUAUCUGACCUCUGAUAUUGUUCUGUUAUAGAAAAUCUUAAUUAUUUGUUAAAUAUUAAGUGUGUGUGUGUGUGUGUGUGUGUGUGUGUGUGUGUGUGUGUGUGUGUGUGUGUGUGUGUGUUCUUGGACUUUAUUAUGUAAAAACAUCAUGCUAUAUAUGAUGUACAAAAUAUGUGGAAGAAAACAUGGUUGAGAUUGCCUUGUAUGCACAAGAAUGCAUUUAGUUUUGGUCAUAAUGUAUUCCUACCAACUACAUAAUAUAUGUUAAUAUGUACAUAAAUCAUCUCCUCUGUGCUUUCUCACAUUCAUCUUGUGGCAGCAAAGAAUAGACAUGUUGAUUCACGGUUACACUCUUUGCUCUGGUUCACUUGGGUGUUGUGCACUGCUUUUUUUCCUACUGAGAUUCCUUUUGAGGCUUCCAGUGUUCAGAAACCAGAAGCCACAAAGUAUGGAAUGAGAACUGGUUUACAAUUGAUGUUAACUCUGCUGUAUGCUUCUCAUAUUGAUGACACCACAAAAAAAAUGGAGGUGUUGAUGUGUUGAUCUUGUCAUCAAACUUAGUUCUCACAUAUCUUCCAUUUCUGCUGUUUUCAGUGUUAUAGUGAUAUUUAAGAAAAUGGAAUGUAGUUCAGGGUUUUUGUCCCUGCAGAUUUACUGUCACAAAUGUCUUUCACAAUUUUCUUCCUUUUUCUGUUUUCAAAAUGAGGUAAUUGCAAGCUGUUGUCUUUUUAUUUUCAACAUUGUCAUUAGCUUUACUUUGGUGGAUGGAAUCUCAAAAAGCAUAAAUACCAAAAAGUAAUUAAAAAGAUAUUUCUAAUAGAUAUUUUGAACUUAAAA
Portunus trituberculatus (swimming crab) is the source of this 5567-nucleotide messenger RNA. RefSeq names its product tetratricopeptide repeat protein 39C-like. The transcript has 13 exons. Gene Ontology annotation, molecular function: protein binding. Lineage: Eukaryota; Metazoa; Arthropoda; Malacostraca; Decapoda; Portunidae. Gene Ontology annotation, biological process: cilium assembly. The coding region runs from base 618 to 2582 and encodes 654 amino acids. The record is from RefSeq and is a predicted model, not a curated record.